AUGCAAACUUUCAGCUCAACAGACUCAAUAAAUGUUAAGGCUGGUGACAUGACAAUCAAGGGAAGCAGCGACGAACUUGCAACAGAAAUGCAACUGCGGGAAGAGAAGACAUGCCAGACUGCUGAUGAAAGCAAACGAGAGAUCAGUAUUGCUUUGAAAAUGUGGAAAGAGACUUUGGAAGCGGAAAACAAAAAAGAAAGCAAUUUGCAAGCUUUCAUGGAGCAACCAACGCAGAACCGACGACGAGGGCGACCUCGAAUUUAUAUUAAUGACGCUGAACUCCAAAGAAGUCGUCGCCACAGAGAGACUUCACAGCAGCGCAGCACCCGUUGGCUAGCAAACGCAGAGCAACAGCAACGAAGGCGACAGAACGAAAACGAUGAGCAACGUUCGGUCAGACGCUCAGCUAAUGCAGCGCUUCAGGAAAACAGACGCAAAAGCGAAGGCGUUGAACAACGUUUUGCUCGGCAGAUGGCAAGUGCAGACCGUCAGCAGAGGCGACGCCAAAGUGAAAACGAUAAUCAGCGGUCUGCUAGACUACUGGCGAACUUACAACGUCAGCAAAGGAGACGUCAAAGUGAGAACGAUGACCAGUGCUAG
Molecule: messenger RNA, 600 nt
Organism: Necator americanus (New World hookworm)
Lineage: Eukaryota; Metazoa; Nematoda; Chromadorea; Rhabditida; Ancylostomatidae
Exons: 3
Coding region: 1-600 (199 amino acids)
Source: RefSeq, a predicted model, not a curated record